AUGGUCUACCAUGGUAGAUCAAAUACAAAAGGCCAACCAACAAUUGAUUAUGAAGAGUUGACAAGGAGAAAUAAAUAUGCAACACUGAGAAUUCAGGAAGGGUCAGCAGUAAACUUAGUUGUAAAGCAGAUACCAUCACAGCUGAUCCAUUGCCAUAUACAAGAUAGAAAUUCUGAGUUUCAAAGUGAUUUAACUAUUGUAUAUGGCCUACAUACUAUAGCAGAUAGAAGAGCUCUUUGGGAUCAAUUAAGGGACAUCAAUGCAGUAACCAAUGGCCCUUGGUUGAUUAUGGGGGAUUUCAAUAGUGUCCUAUCAGUGGAGGAUAGAAUUAAUGGGGUACCUGUUCACCAAAAUGAAGUGGUUGAUUUCAAACAAUGCAUUUCUGAUAUUGGAGUAGGCUUGAUAAACAAAAAAGGGAUGCAGUUUUCAUGGAGUAAUAAGAGAGGGGCUGAAGAUGGGAUAUACGGUCAUAUAGACUGGGCGUUUGGUAAUGCAGAAUGGUUUUGGCUGUAUGCAGGUAUUGAAGCAAUAUACUUAGUACCUGGAUGUUCUGACCACAUACCUAUCCUAUUGAACACAGAAGUUCAUAGAAUGAAGGUGAAGAAACCUUAUAGAUUACUGACUGUAAUGUUACAACAGGAAGAGUAUAAGGCAGCAGUGGAGAAUGUAUGGAGACAAGACUUACAAGGAUACACUAUGUAUGCUAUCUAUCCAGCAGGAGUUUAUACAAUUUUUCAAGAGCUACUAGGAGAGGCUGCACCAGUGAUGCCUGGAAUUGAUGUUAACAUAGUUAGAGAUGGACCCUGUCUAUCAAUGGCACAACAGCAACAAAUGUUAAGGCCUGUAACAGAAGAGGAGAUUACAAGGGUGGUACAAGAACUACCAAAUGAUAAAGCUCCAGGAAUAGAUGGAUAUCCAGCUGAAUUUUUCAAAGAAAACUGGGAAGUAAUUGGUGAAGAUGUUAUAAAGGUAGUAAUCCAAUUCUUUGAAACAAGGAAGCUACUUAGAGAGAUCAACUGCACCACUGUCACACUCAUACCUAAGGUGACAAAUCCAAAUUAUGUGAAGGAAUUCAGACCUAUUGCAUGUUGUUCUACAAUGUACAAGAUUAUAGCCAAGCUGCUUACUACUAGGUUGAAGUCGGUAGUGGAUUAUCUGGUGGGACCUUCACAGUCAGCAUUUAUAGAGGGAAGAAACAUCUUGGAAAAUGUAAUUCUAGCUCAUGAACUGAUCAAGGGGUACAAUCAGAAAAAAGUUUCACCAAGAUGUACAGUUAAAGUAGAUAUUAGAAAGGCAUAUGACUCAGUGGACUGGAAUUUUCUAAGGGCCCUUAUGCUGGAAUUUGGUAUCCUUGGUAAAAUGGUCAAACUCAUUAUGGAGUGUGUAAGCACAGUUUCUUACUCCCUACUGAUCAAUGAAGGAUUAACACCAAAGUUUCAGGCAAAAAAAGGAUUAAGACAAGGUGACCCAAUGUCACCUUAUCUUUUUAUUUUGGUGAUGGAGUAUUUGAACAGAUCUUUGAAGCAGCUGAAAUCAAAUUCAGAUUUUAACUACCAUCCUAAAUGUGCAAGACUAGGAAUAGUUCACAUAUGUUUUGCUGAUGACUUAUUAAUGUGCUGCAGAGCUGAUAAGGUGUCUAUUGAACUCAUAAUGACACAAUUUGAAAAAUUCUCCACAGCUUCAGGCUUACAGGCUAAUAUGGAAAAGAGCUCAUUCUAUGUGGCAGGAAUAUCUAAUCAACACAAGCAAAAAAUACUGGAGAAGCUGAAGUUCACCAAUGGAGAAAUACCAUUCAAGUACCUAGGUGUCCCUUUGUCCUCAAAGAAACCCACCAUUAGUCAAUGCAUGCCAUUGGUUGAUAGAAUUGCAGGCAGGGCCAGAUGCUGGACAACAAGAUUUUUAUCAUAUGCAGGGAGAGUCCAACUAAUCAAAAGUGUGUUGUUUGAAAUGCAAACAUACUGGGCACAAGUCUUCAUGAUUCCAAAAAAAGUACAUGAUAUGGUUACAGAGAUAUGCAGGAACUUUCUAUGGCAUGGAAGCAAUGAAGGAAAAAAAGCUCCUAUAUCAUGGGAUACAAUUUGCAAGCCAAAAGCAGCAGGAGGACUGAACAUUAUAAACUUCUCUAUGUGGAAUAGAGCAGCAAUAGGGAAACUGUUAUGGGUAAUUGCACAGAAGAAAGACAAGUUAUGGGUUAUGUGGAUACAUAAUCACUAUAUAAAGAAGAAGGAGAUGGAAAAUAUGGAAACUCCAAAAGAGGCUAGCUGGGUGGUAAGAAAAAUAUUUGAAGCCAGAAAAAGGCUAAACACCGGAAUACAAGAACUGGAACUAUAUGUUAUACAGGGAAAGUAUACCAUCAGCAAAGCUUAUCAUUCAUUCAUGCCACAAUAUCCAAAAGUUACUUGGAAGACACUGUACAUGACACGAGGUAUGAUACCUAGGCACCAGUUCAUUUUGUGGAUGGCUAUGCAUCGAAGACUAGCAACUGUGGAUAGGCUGAUCAGAUGGGGAAUACCAGUACCUGCAGAAUGUGUUUUGUGUAUGACAGAUGAAGAGGAAACUCAUGAUCAUUUGUUCUUUGAAUGCUCAUAUUCAAAGUUCAUAUGGAAGCAACUUUUGAGCCUGUUUGGAAACGAUCGACAAGUAGGUGGAUGGCAGGAAGAGAUUGAAUGGAUGGCUACAAAAACAAAGAGCAGGAAUACAAAAUGGAAGAUCCUGGGAAAUGCCUUUGCAGCUACAUUUGAUCCAUGUAUGAAUUUCUACAUGGUAUCAGAGUCAUCCGCAAUCAAAUCACACUCGCAAAACUCUGAAACUCUUAGAAUUCUCAGGCAGCUUUCAAAAUCUGCAGAAACUAAAACGGAAGAAGCAGAAUUGGUAUCAAGUUGA
This is a messenger RNA of Nicotiana attenuata, 2883 nucleotides long. RefSeq lists its product as uncharacterized. The record is from RefSeq and is a predicted model, not a curated record. Lineage: Eukaryota; Viridiplantae; Streptophyta; Magnoliopsida; Solanales; Solanaceae. The transcript is spliced from 4 exons. The coding region runs from base 1 to 2883 and encodes 960 amino acids.